Centrocercus urophasianus (Greater sage-grouse) is the source of this 1202-nucleotide messenger RNA. It is a transcript of the gene POLR3C, whose product is annotated as RNA polymerase III subunit C. The annotation marks the transcript as partial. The transcript has 9 exons. Gene Ontology annotation, molecular function: single-stranded DNA binding. The record is from RefSeq and is a predicted model, not a curated record. Lineage: Eukaryota; Metazoa; Chordata; Aves; Galliformes; Phasianidae. Gene Ontology annotation, cellular component: RNA polymerase III complex. Gene Ontology annotation, biological process: DNA-templated transcription.
CGCGGCGUCACGGCAGCACGACGAGACGGAGCGGGUAGAGCGGCACGUAGCCGCGGUCCUCCAGAGCGGCGGCGCCGAGGAAGCGGAAGUAGUCAUCUGGGCGCCGGAAAUGGUGUUCGCCGCGGUGGUCGCGUGGGUUUAAGCCGGGCCUCGCCGUGAUCCCAGCUGUGCCACCAUGACGCAGGCGGAGAUAAAGCUGUGCUCCCUGCUGCUGCGAGAGCAUUUCGGGGAGAUCGUGGAGAAGGUGGGGACGUACCUGGUGAGGACGGGCAGCCAGCCGCUGCGGGCCAUCUGCGCCGACACCGGGCUGGCAUUGGACCAGGUGAGGAAGGCGCUGUGCGUCCUCAUCCAGCACAACCUGGCCGCCUACCAGCUGCAGAAGCGCGGCUGCGUGGAGUACGAGGCUCGGUGCCGCCGGGUGCUGCGCAUCCUGCGCUACCCGCGCUACAUCUACACGGCCAAGGCGCUGUACGGCGACACCGGGGAGCUGCUGGUGGAGGAGCUGCUCCUCAACGGCAAAAUGACGCUGAGCGCCGUGGUGAGGAAGGUGGCGGAUCGGCUGACGGAGACCAUGGAAGAUGGGAAGACCAUGGACUACACGGACGUGUCGAGCACGUUUGUGCGCCUGGCGGACACGCACUUUGUGCAGAGGUGCCCGCAGGUCCCUGAAGGCACCCAGGGCCCCGAGGUGCCCCCCCCCGCUGCGCCCACCCUGGUGCUCAACGAGAAGGACAUGUAUGCUGUGCCCAGGCUGAACCUCGUGGGGAAGGGAAAGCGGAGGCGGUCGUGCGAUGAGGAGGAGAGCGGCGGCCCCAGGGCUAAGAAGCAGAAAUUGGAUGCAGGCGGUGAGGAGCCGCCCCCCGAUGACGGCAUUUAUUGGCAAGUGAACAUGGAGCGCUUCCACCAGCACUUCCGAGACCAGGCCAUCGUCAGCGCCGUGGCCAACCGCAUGGACCAGCCCAGCAGUGAGAUCGUUCGGACGAUGCUGCGGAUGUCUGAGGUCACCACGGCGUCGGGCGCAGCUCACACGCAGCCGCUCUCCUCCCAUGAGAUUUUCCGUUCGCUGCCGCCGGGUUACAACAUCACAAAGGCCGUGCUGGAGCAGUGCCUGGCGCUGAUGGCCGACGACCCGCUGCAGUUCGUGGCGAAAUCCGGGGACAGCGGCGGCGGCACCUACAGUGUCAGCAUCCUUUGGGGGGGGC